Messenger RNA from Dromaius novaehollandiae (emu), 5587 nucleotides. RefSeq names its product RAS guanyl releasing protein 1 (gene RASGRP1). Gene Ontology annotation, cellular component: plasma membrane. The transcript has 17 exons. The record is from RefSeq and is a predicted model, not a curated record. Gene Ontology annotation, biological process: Ras protein signal transduction; positive regulation of GTPase activity. Bases 108 to 2459 code for a protein of 783 amino acids. Gene Ontology annotation, molecular function: guanyl-nucleotide exchange factor activity; calcium ion binding. NCBI's taxonomy places the organism in Eukaryota, Metazoa, Chordata, Aves, Casuariiformes, Dromaiidae.
CAGCAGGCGAUGCGCGGUGCCGCCGUGCUCCCCCAGACCUCCUGCGCCCCAUGUAGUCCCGCUCCCGGCAGAGCCAGGCAGGCGGCGGAGCCGAGGCCGGCGCCGACAUGGGAACCUUAGGGAAAAGGAAGGAAAACGAGCAACCUGCCCAAGGAUGCAGCACUGCCCCUGAAGCAGUGCUUGAACUGAAGCAAAUCAGUCACUGUCCCAGCCUUUCAAAUCUUGCCCAGGUCACGAUGGUGCCGCUAGGGCACCUAGCCAAAGGGGCCACUUUGGAAGAUCUUCUUGAGACCUGCAUUCAGUCUUUUGAUCUAGAAGGAAAUGCAUAUCAGAACAACCAGCUGCUAAAGAUAAUUCUGACCAUGCAUCAAUUUAUCAUCUCCUCUGCGGACAUGCUCCAGAAACUCAUCGAUCUCUAUCUUAAUGCUUUAGAAAAGAAAUCUUCCAUGCUAUGUGUAAAGAUAUGCUAUUUUGUGAGGUAUUGGAUUACAGAGUUCUGGGUUAUGUUCAAAAUGGAUUCCAAACUAACCAAAACUAUGGAGGAAUUUCAAGAACUGGUAAAAGCUAAUGGUGAGGAGUUACAUUGUCAUCUAAUCGACACAACUCAAAUAAAUUCCAGGGAUUGGUCUAGAAAGCUAACACAGCGUGUAAAGGCCAACACCAGUAAGAAACGGAAAGUCUCCCUUCUUUUUGAUCGCCUUGAGCCAGAGGAGCUCUCGGACCACCUUACCUAUCUUGAGUUCAAGUCUUUCAGAAGAAUAUCGUUCUCAGAUUAUCAGAACUACAUUGUGAAUAGCUGUGUGAAGGAGAAUCCAACAAUGGAAAGGUCAAUUGCUCUUUGCAAUGGUAUCUCACAGUGGGUACAGCUGAUGGUUCUCAGCAGACCAACACCACAGCUCCGGGCUGAAGUGUUCAUCAAAUUCAUUCAUGUUGCACAGAAACUCCACCAGUUGCAGAAUUUCAAUACGUUAAUGGCAGUGAUAGGAGGUCUCUGUCACAGUUCCAUUUCCAGACUCAAGGAAACGAGCUCUUAUGUUCCUCAUGAUGUAAUUAAGGUGUUCAAUGAAAUGACAGAACUGCUUUCAUCUUACAGAAACUAUGACAGUUAUCGACGUGCCUAUAAUGAGUGUACUAGCUUUAAGAUUCCAAUCCUUGGUGUCCACCUGAAAGACCUGAUAUCACUUUAUGAGGCCAUGCCAGACUACUUGGAGGACAAAAAAAUUAACAUAUACAAACUUUACUCUCUAUAUAACCACAUAAAUGAGCUGAUACAACUGCAGGAAAUGCCUCUUCCUCUGGAGGCUAAUAUGGACCUUGUUCAUUUGCUUACACUGUCCCUUGAUCUUUAUUAUACAGAAGAUGAAAUCUAUGAGCUUUCAUACGCGCGAGAGCCAAGAAGUCACCGAGCUGCACCUUUGACACCUUCCAAACCACCAGUAGUUGCAGACUGGGCCUCAGGGGUAUCCCCAAAACCUGAUCCAAAAACCAUCAGCAAGCAUGUUCAGAGAAUGGUGGAUUCUGUCUUCAAAAAUUAUGACCAUGAUCAGGAUGGAUACAUUUCUCAGGAAGAAUUUGAAAAGAUUGCAGCCAGCUUUCCAUUCUCAUUUUGUGUAAUGGAUAAGGACUGGGAAGGUCUGAUUAGCAGGGAUGAGAUAACAGCAUACUUUAUGAGGGCUAGCUCAAUCUACUCCAAAUUAGGACUUGGCUUUGCUCACAACUUCCAAGAGACCACUUAUUUAAGGCCUACUUUCUGCGACAACUGUGCUGGAUUUCUGUGGGGAGUCAUUAAACAAGGAUAUAGAUGCAAAGACUGUGGAAUGAACUGUCACAAGCAAUGCAAAGACCUGGUUGUGAUAGAGUGCAAGAGAAGAUCCAAAACAUCAACUGCAGAUAGCAGCCCCACAUCAGCUCUUGCUUCAAGCCUCUGCCCAGUGGGGGUCAAGGAGCAGUUGCAUGGACAAGAAGAAGGACCCUUCAUGUUUCCUAAUGGAGUAGUGGAACACAGUGAAGACAGCAAGGACCGAACCAUUAUGCUCAUGGGUUCCUCAGCUCAGAAAAUCUCAGUGAGACUGAAACCAGCUGUGGUUCAUACGGGUACUCAGACUGAUCCCGUACUGCUGGCUAGUGAUGUAUCUCAUAGGCAAGCUGAGAAGAAAGAGCACAGAAUGCCAGAAAAUAUUUACCUCCAGCCUGCUCCACAAUCUCCCUGUCCAAGCCCAGUUCUAAGUCGCAGAAAGGCAUAUGUUAAAUGGGAAAACAAAGACUCCAGCCGGAAAAUGAAGGAGCAUCACAGCUGUAAACCCUCAUACCAAGAACUUGAGCAGGAAAUAAGUAUUCUAAAGGCAGACAAUGAAGCUUUAAAGAUCCAGCUUGAACAGGCACAUAAAACAAUUGAAUCUCUCACAAUCCAGAGAAGAAAUCAUGUAGUGGACAACAUACAACACCGAGACUGCUCCUAGCAGACAAGACAGGAAGUUUCCUAUGGAAGAAUGUAAGACUGAAGGAGGGGUUGUGAUAAAGCUGCUUUAUCAAGUGAAUAGGAAAUAGUCUGAAGGAUUUUAAACAGAAAUCACUCAGCAUAUUUCACUAUUAAGAAUAUGCUCCCAAAUGUAUAAAUACACUCCUUUGACUUUUUAAGGUAAUUAAGUGUCUUCUGAGUAAUGAAAGUAGUAUCUUCUGGAAUUGCUUUUAAAAAGGAGUGAUACUGUUCCUCAAGUUCAUAAUGAAGAUGACAUGGAUCCCCCGGUGAUUGGACUGCAAGCACCACAUCUUACUCUGCAAGUAUUCUGACAGAGCAGCUAUUCAUAAGGGCCUUGUCAACCCAAAUUUGGCCCAGUUCCAGGUUUGUAGAAACAAACAUUUGAUAAAGCUAAGGAUUUAAAUAAAACUGUAGAAAUAUUCCAUUAAGAGAAACACGAUUCCUUCUGCCUUUAGCGGAAGCCAGUUAAAAUCAUGAAGUGUACUAUUGCCAUGGUUUAGGAGGAAUACUAAAAUGAGCAGUUAAGCUAAUGAUACUUGAUUCGCAGGCUCUUUUUUAGGAUAAACUGACAAUUUUUUAAAACUCUUUCAGGGCUUAGAAGUACUGCUGCUCAAAUGUUUACCUUUGUGAAAUACAUAAGACUAUAGAGAAUUUACACUGAAUACUGCUUCCAUUUCUGUGUUCCUUGCUGUAGCUUGGCACACUUACCUCUACUUACAGGACUUAAGGGAUAGUUUGUUGACCACAUACUUUAGCUGUAGGACAAGGCCACAUAUUUUAUCUCAUGUAAAAGUGACAUCAGUGUUACAACAUCUUCUGAGUAGAACCUUAAAGGCCAUUUUAUGAAGGAAAGUCUGCAGUAACCCCAGUGCAACAGUUACUAUAUCCAAGAAUUUCUAACAUCUUCCAAUUCUGACCAGGUUUUCUCUAUUUCCUCUCUUUCUCUUAGGUCUUGCAUGCACUUUAGGUAAAGAGUCAAGAUAAGUGUCCUCUUACAUGUGUAAAUUUUGUACAGUAAAUGGUGCUAGUGAGGUAACUUAGGUUUCUUAAAGCUACACAAUGUACAUACUGUUAAGAGAUGACACAGCCAACUUCAAAAUUCCAUUUGGAUUCCAAGAAAAUCCUUAAACUUACAGCUGUAUAAAAUUUGCUUGCAUUUAUCAAAUAGGCAUUUGUCAUCACAAAUAUUUAAACAUCAGAAACUUAUGACUUUGAGAAAUUUAUUCAUAAAGUACAUUUAAUGUUCUUUAAAACUCUUAACUUACUUCACAAGAACAAAGUCUACUAUAAAGUGAAUUUUUAGUUGACCUAUUACAAUACCAUGUGUACUUGGGUUUAAAAUGGUAUAAAUGUAUAUUCCAUCCCCAAUUUACAGUCAUUAAUUAAAAAAUUUAUGACUGCUUCAUUUAUAAAGUAAAUGUCCAUUUGAAACUACUUACAAAUUUAGUGAUUUCAAAUUCUUGAUCUGAACUUGGAUCAUGCUUGCAUCUCCAAGAUUAAGUAAAACCAAAUGGAGAGAGAGUAGUAGCUUUUCUGUUAUCUCACUGUAAAUAUGUAUGGUAUGUAAAGACUUGAGAUGCAUGUGACAGAAUAGCAGCUUUUUCUUCCUCUUACACUAAACCUGAAUUUUUAACAGUUAACAUGAAACUGCACUUUGUGAUCAAUGAAAUAAUCAAAAUGGCUCUUCAGUCAUGUUUGCAAACUUGCUUUGCCCAUAUUCUGUAAACAUUUACUUUUGUCUUCUUUGAAGGGAACUAUACCAAGGAGUAUUUCUAUUAGGCAUUUAGCAAAUAAAAGUCUAUUUUUACAAGAAUUAAAAUGAACAAGAUACAUGUUGAAUAUAUUUUCACAUAUUUGGAAAAUACCCUGAAACAGCACUUGAUCGAUACAUCCUAUUGUCCAGUUAACUCUGAUAGCUUUUGGUGAAAAGUCUGGAUUCUAAUAGACAAACUAUAUAUGCAGAAAUGCUACUGUGAAAAUCUAUCACGAACAAACUCGUACUUAAAAAUAAAAUUCUCUAUAAUGUCAGCAGCUGGCCUACAGGCUACUGUGUUAGGGUCAGAAACCUAAAAUACUGACAAAAUUGACAUGAAGCAGAAAUAAGACUGACCAUUUUUACUUAAUACUCAAAAUUAAGUUAUGACUACAGAUUUGUACAGACUUAAAUGUUAACAUAGUAUUUCCCUGUGUCCUUGCUGUUUCUACAGUCUGAAUGAUUUGAAAGGGAUCUGCUUGCAGGAUCCUCUCACAGAAAGAGCCUGUGGGUGUCUCAUGUAUGCUGAAAACUCCUUACUUCAAAGUAGUCUGUAAAAUUGAAAAAUGGAUGCCAGAGCUCUUUUCAGGUUUCAUUUGCCCAAAGCCCUGCCAAUUUUGUGGUGACAGUCCCUUCUUACUGCUUUUGGGACUUCCCUUUUUGCUGCAUGAAAGACCCAAGUUAGUAGUAGAAACUGACUGCACAGGGAUAGCACCAAAACAGACACAAUUACUGACACAGGGGGGAAAAAGUCACCCACCUCUAUCUUAAAUCUUAAAAUCUUAAAUCUUAAAGUUUACACUCAGAAAAAAAGAUAAGAGUGCCAAGUGCUAUUUUAAAGUCACCUUAGCGUACACUGUUGAUAUUCAGCGCCCUUUAAAAUUUAUCUUGUCAUGGCUAGUAUAAAGAAAAGCAUCCACUUUUUUUCCCUUCUCCAGACUCAGCUGUACCUACAGGAAGAAAAAUCCAGUGUCCCCCCCCCCCCCCCACUAAAUUACUAUUUUUUUCUACAUUUGAAUUCUGAUCCUUUAAAGAGACAAGUUGAUUGAGUAAUAUCAGAAUUAACAAUACAGGAGUAAUGUUAAUAGAUUAAAAAGCAUCUACCUUUAAAGUAGCUUACAUAUGUUUUUGAAAUUAUCGAAAAAGUUAACUUUUGGAAUUGUCUUUGUUCUAGUAGCAAUAUGUUAUUUUGUUUUAACUGAUCUGUAUUAAUGGCAACUUGCAGAAUUUUUGUUUUAAGGGUGUUAAAGAAGACUGGAAAAGUGUACAGAUUGUAAAGAUUUUAUAUAUAGUGUAGGUUUGUGAUUUAAUAUUUAUAAUAGAAAAAAUAUUAAAAUUUUACUUCACGCCUCUGA